AGUUAAGCUCUAACAAAAUUAGCUAUGACAAAUUCGGCUUCUAACAUCGCAAGUGCUGGUAUUGUAGGAGUGGCAACAAUUGUGGCCAUCGUGGGUAACGUUCUUGUCGCCUACGUUUUGACCAAGCGAAGGAAAGUACUUCUUAAAAACCAUCCAACUUACCAGUUUAUUUUGAACCUGGUCCUGUCGGAUCUUGUCGUCGGUAUAUUGCUUUGCCCUUUCAAGUUCAUACGGCGACUCUUCGGUACAUGGAUAUUCGGAACAUCCCUUUGUAAAGUCAUCGCUUUCGUCCAAAUCUCGGCGUCCGGUACAGCCGUAAUGUUUCAUGCACUUAUCGCAGUUGAUCGAUAUCGAUGUUUGGCUCACCCACAUCUUCCCAAACUCAAACCAAGACUUGUUAGGCAGCUGAUAGCACUGUCAUGGGGAGUUCCUGCCUUGGUGGCCACUCCAUAUCUGUACAUGCUUCAAGUUGUCCAGUUUAAUUUCUAUCAAAUGUGCACGCCACUUUCCAUUCCACUGCCAUGGCUCGACAAGCUUUACGAAGCUGUUGAGUUUGGUGCGGCCCACCUAUUUCCUUUCUGUGUCAUCUGCGGGUGUUAUUAUCACGUGAUCAAGAUAGCACUUGGAAGGCAACCUCCUGUUUCAGGGUCGGCACAUGGAGCCACCGCACAAAUUGCUCUUCGACGAAGCAGAAGGCGAGUCACGAAAACGGCCUGCUUGAUCAUGGUGGCUUUUAUUAUCUGCUGGUCCCCGACAUUUGUCUUGAGCAUUUGGAGAAUUGCCUCCGGCACGGAAAGUGUACAUCAUAGUCAUACGCUGUAUGAAGUUUCCUUUUUUGGAACACUUAUUAACAAAGCAAUCAAUCCAAUAAUUUACGGUGUAUAUGACAGGAACAUAAAUGUUUGCGCUCAUAUUUAUUGUGGCCAUCGCAUCUUCAAUGCGACGGCUAGCGAAGCUGAAUCCACGGGCACAAAAUCCAACGACACGACCCACAAUCGAGGAAGCACAAAAAGUACAAGGCGGUUGAAAUUUAAUGAACCACCUUAG
Orbicella faveolata is the source of this 1047-nucleotide messenger RNA. RefSeq names its product neuropeptide FF receptor 2-like. Gene Ontology annotation, cellular component: plasma membrane. The record is from RefSeq and is a predicted model, not a curated record. Gene Ontology annotation, molecular function: G protein-coupled receptor activity. NCBI's taxonomy places the organism in Eukaryota, Metazoa, Cnidaria, Anthozoa, Scleractinia, Merulinidae. Gene Ontology annotation, biological process: G protein-coupled receptor signaling pathway.